AUGGAAACUAUGAAGAUAGCAAACCUCACCUGCCACCUAAAGUACUAAUGGAAGAUUUAUUUACAACUGGAAGUGAAAACGUAUAUUAUCCACGUCCUCUCCUUGACAUGGAUGAAAAGUGUCCGAACUCCUCACGAGUCUCCUGCUGGAUGGACAUCCUCGCCCCAGCCCCAAGGACCACUGUCACCAAUACGGCCUGAGAGGCAAAACUAUGAUGAUCCAAUGGGAUAUCCUUUCGAAGAUUUUCAUAGUGGAGGUGGCUCCCAGUCUUCCAUAGAUAAGCAACGGCCAAGUUCUGGUGUGACAAAGGGCAAGAAUGAGCCAGCAAGUGUACUCAUGGAAGGACUGACAGCCAAUCUUAAGGACAUUGGCUUAGGGGAAAUGAUACUAACCCGAUGGCAGUGCCUGGAAAUUCUGAUGACGUAAGAUCCAUCCCAAGCUCAGCAUCAGGGCAGGGAAUUCCUUCAGAAGGCAAUUCAGGACGGUCCAGCAGGAAAAGGCCUCAUUCUGCAUCCGGGGGCAACAUUAGACUUGAACCAUUACUAGAAAUGAGUCACCCUGAUGUACAUUUCAAGUUGUCGAGCUCACCUGAGCAAGUCCCGGCAUUUGAUCAAGCUCCAAGUCCAUCGACGCGAGUUUUGUUCUGCGCUGAUCAUCCAUAUUUGGUCGGAACUGCAAGGGGAGAUGCAUUUUGGAAGAGGCUACAAGAAUGUAUGCAUGCAUGUGGUUUCGACACCAUUAGCAACAUUUUGGCCGACGUGGAGAAUUUGUUAAAGUGGCUGCAGAAUUGUAUGCAUGCUUCUGGUUUUGACAUCAUCAGCAACAUUUUGGCUAAUGCGGAGAAUUUGGUCAAGAUUUUUGAUACCCCUGAAGGCUUGAUUUCCAGUGGUAAAAUGGGAACUGGGAAGUCUGCAAAGAAACCUGAUAAAGGAAAAGCUGCAAUGGCGGAGGCAUGCAUGCGUGAGAAGGUCCGAGAAAUACAGAAAAACCUGUCCUCCAUGCUUAGAGCUCUCGGGGAAUUGGCAAUUCCUAAUCCUAAUUUCAGACAGAGUCGGCUUUCUUCCCUGGCUUUGGAAACAUCAAUUUGAGUUUGUAAAUUUUGUUGUGACGUAUAACAAUGUUGGUGGCGUUUGCAGUAAUACGUGCAACUGUCACAUAAAAAUAGGGUUGUUCAGAUAUAGAUUAUGCAUACUAUCAAAUAUGGGCUUAUUUAGAUAUAUAUUUAAAUAGGUUAUAACAGCCUACCUCUGAAUGGAGGACCUGAGUAUUUAUCUUUCAGUGCGGCCUCGAACAAGGCUUGUAGCGCAUCAUUUUCUGCUUGUUCGGUUUGACUUGCAACCGUCAUUCCAGCCAUCUUUCACCGCUCUCCUCAUCAUAUCUCGUCAACAUGUUUUCAUUGUCGUACAAGCCUAUGAGGAAGGAUAGUGCAACUUCUGCACCAAUCUUCAUCCCAUAGGCCCUUUUCAUCAGUGGAAACUGAGACUUCAGCUCUUUAUUGAGCAUCCGCAAUCAGGCUAAUAUGCACUUUGAUGAUGAUAUGCACACUCAUCUGAGUGAUUUGGUACAACAACUUCCUUAAGGUAAUGACCUUUGGGUGUAUUAUCCUCUACAGAGCCUAGAAUUAGCAUGUAUCCGCAGCAUCCUCUUCAUGUAGUAUUUGCCACUUCUAACAAUUUGAUUAAAUCUUCUUGCUCAUGACUAUUUACUUGUCACAAAAUCUAAUGCCAUGGUAGAAUCCACCAUGCCAUUCCAUCUCAAGGACAUUGUGGGUAGGCUAUCUGAGACUAGACUAAGCUUUGUGGUUGGAUACAGAAUGACAUCGUUGUACAAAGUUUGUCGUGAAUAUGUUGCCAUAACGAUUUCAUGUUGCAAUAUAAUAAUAAAGUAAGUGGUGCCUUUCACAGAAGGCGAGGGUUACUGUUGAAAACAUGCCAUGAUUUACGAACUCAAAUUAAUGUUUCCAAAGCUUGGAAAAGUUUAUUUGGGUUUAAAUUUUGUUGUGAUAUUGCUUAAUCAAAAUUAUGGCAUGUUUUCAAUAGGAACCCUUGCCUUCUGUGAAAGGCACCACUUGCUUUAUUAUUAUAUUGCAAUAUGCAAUUGUUAUGGCAACAGAUUCACGACAAAUUUUGUACGAUGGUGUCAUUCUGUAUCCAACCACAAAGCUUAGUCUAGUCUCUAAUCGUCCACCCACAAUACCCUUAAGAUGCAAUGGCAUGGUGGAUUUUGUCAUACAUUAGCUUUUGUGACAAGUUAAGAUUCACGAGCAAAAAGAUUUAAUCAAAUUGUUAAAAGUGGCAAGUACUACAUGAAGAGGAUGUUGCGGAUACAUGUUAAUUGUAGGCUCUGUAGAGGAUAAUACACCUAAGGGGAAUUAUCUUCAGGAAGUUGUUGUACCAAAUUACUCUGAUUGGUGUGCAUAUCAGCCUGAUUGCGGAUGCCCAACAGAGAGCUUGAAGUCUCAGUUUCCACUGAUGUAAAGGGCCUAUGGGAUGGGGAGUGGUGCAGAAGUUGGACUAUCUUUCCUCAUAGUUUGUAUGACAAAGAAAACAUGUUGAGGAGAGUGGUGAAGGAUAGCUGGAAGGACAAUUGCAAGUUAAACCCGAACAAGCAGAAAAUGAUGCGCUGCAAGCCUUGUUCGAGGCCACACUGAAAGAUAAAUACUCGGGUACUCCAUACAAAGGUAGGCUUUUAUAACCUAUCUAAAUAAGCUCAUAUUUGACAGUUUGCAUAAUCUAUAUUUGAACAACCCUAUUUUUAUGUAACGGUUGCACGUAUUACUACAAACGCCACCAACAUUGUGAUACAGGAAGCUUUUCUAAAAUGUGGUCACAACUCUAGCUUGCUAAACGAAAUCAGGGAGAGGGCUCUAUUUCUCAUCUACCCCGCCAAACUUGCUGGGAAAGAUGAUGGAGAUAUCAUAUUUCAUUCAGAUGAGACUCAUCUUUCUCUAGCAGAAGUAGGGCGGGCACCGCUGACAUAUCUAUGGGGAGGAUACUACCUCCAUCUGUUCCCUUUCAGAAAACAAGACCAAUCAGAGACAUUUUGGAAUUACCAAGGAAAAGGGUAAUUUCAGAAAAACCAAUCUUUUACUGUUUGGAUGAAGAUUGGAAUAACAAUCUGUUGCGAUCAUAUCACCUGAAAAUAUGCGAGAAGAGAUGGAGCAAUAGAAUUCAUGUGUGUCAUGAGAUUUUCAUGCCGCAUUUGUUAAGCAACUAGAAGAGUCUUCUGUGAGCUUCUUGGAGCAUUCAUAAUUUGAGGCCAUUCAAUCUGCCCUUGAUGACUUUUUUGCAUUCUCGACUAAUCUCAUUCAAAUCAACAAGUGCUUACUACUGCAUAACAUGCUUCAAGUUCAAUUACAUUCACAUUUCAUUGUAUUUGCAAUUGAAAUUAAUACUCCCCAACGAAAUGAAUUUUUUUGAGAAUUCUACCCGAUCAAUCAAUCUUUAUAUAUAUUUUUCA
This is a messenger RNA of Malus domestica (apple), 3459 nucleotides long. Its product is annotated as protein ILITYHIA-like. The record is from RefSeq and is a predicted model, not a curated record. Lineage: Eukaryota; Viridiplantae; Streptophyta; Magnoliopsida; Rosales; Rosaceae.